AUGUCGGCUCGCUCGGGAAUGGAAGGGUUUUGCAAAGUGUGCCUCCACGCAAACAACGAACACUACACUGCGCCCUGCCCUGCGACUGGCUGCCUGAACAGAUGGAAGGAAUGCACCGCCAGCAACUGCUUCAGGGAGCGCCCCAAGAGUUCUAAGAGCGCUAAGGUGUGCUUUGGAUGCAAGGAUCACCCGGCGUGCAGGGAGAAUCUCGAUUUCAGCGGCGACCAGAUCGAUGUCCCGGAGAAGCAGAAUGAGGACUACGCCGCAACUGGAAAUGCGGGGGGUCAAGAUGACAAAGGAGACUGGACUCGCUGA
This is a messenger RNA of Aspergillus japonicus CBS 114.51, 315 nucleotides long. RefSeq lists its product as uncharacterized. The coding region runs from base 1 to 315 and encodes 104 amino acids. The record is from RefSeq and is a predicted model, not a curated record. The transcript is spliced from 2 exons. Lineage: Eukaryota; Fungi; Ascomycota; Eurotiomycetes; Eurotiales; Aspergillaceae.